CUCAAUCCAAACCUCAGACCCUGCCUCUCUUCGCACCAUGAGCUGAGUCUGUCCGGGACAGACCAGGGAAGAUGGCGGCCACUGACCAUUCCCGGUCCGAAGCUGCCAAACAGCGACGGCAGGAUCAGCUGCAGCGAUGGUUGGGCUCGGACACGGAUCGGACGGAAUCGGAGGCCCGGGAAACCUCGAGCGGCCCCGCGACGCGGCGGACGAAAGUCCGGUUCGCUCAAGGAGCCGUGUUUAUGGCCGCCUGCUCGUCUGGAGACCGGGAGGAGGUGGCAGCGCUACUGCGGCAGGGAGCUGACAUCAACCACGCCAACAUAGACGGACUGACAGCGUUGCACCAGGCCUGCAUUGAUGAAAAUGCAGAGAUGGUCCAGUUUCUGGUGGAGAACGGAAGUGACAUCAAUAGAGGAGACAACGAGGGUUGGACUCCUCUGCACGCUGCAGCGUCCUGUGGCUUCAUCCAGAUCACGAAAUACCUGAUAGAGCACGGCGCUCACGUUGGGGCGGUGAACAGUGAAGGUGAGCUUCCUCUAGAUGUGGCCACAGAAGACGCCAUGGAGAGACUUCUCAAAGGCGAAAUCAAAAAACAAGGUAUCGACGUGGACAAGGCCAGAAAGGAGGAGGAGAGGAUCAUGCUCCAGGAUGCCAUGGUGAUGCUGGACAGAGGUGGUACUCUCACACCUCACCCAAACACCAAGGCAACCGCUCUGCACGUCUCUGCGGCCAAAGGCUACAUUGAAGUCCUGAAGGUGCUGUUGCAGUGUCGGGUUGAUGUGGACAGCAGGGACACAGAUGGCUGGACACCCCUGCAUGCAGCGGCUCACUGGGGGCAGGAGGAAGUGUGCGCCCUGCUUGCUGACCACUUCUGUGACAUGGGUGCCGUCAACAAUGUGGGCCAAACACCUCUAGAUGUUGCCGAUGAGAACCUCGUGGACGCUCUGGAGGAGCUUCAGAAGAAACAGAAUGCUUUACGCAGCGAGAAGGAGAAGCAGGCUCCUGUUAUUGAGACCAGCCCACCGAUCUCCAUGGUACCAGUUCGUCCGCGCAGGACUUCUAUCUCUCGUAUGAGCAGUAAGGAGAAGAUCUGCCUCCAUGAGCGGGAGAAGCACCCUCCCCCUGCCCUGCAGAGCAGUCCAGCUGAGGACGAGGAGGAGGAAGGCCAGACGGGUCCAAAUCAACCUCAGAGCCAGACGAAGGCCUCCAGCAGCUCCAGCUCAGAGGAGGAGAGUGAAUCUGAGAGUGAUGCCGAGUCAGAGAAAGCAAAAAACCGAGAGAUCAUAAACAACUUGAACAACAAACGCAACACCACCAGCCUGCUUCCUACCUCCAUGUCAACGAGCACCACUUCAGGCCAAGUGAAAAAGCAGGAACCAAGCAAACCUGCAGUCACAGAGGCCCCGGUCUCCUGGAGAACAUCUCUGAGGAAGGCAGGCAGCUCGGUGACUCUCGGCUCAGCUGGACUGUCCGACCCCAUCCAGGACCCCAGCAGACCUGCAGAGGUGGGACUGGGCAUGACCCGCUCAGCCUCCAGUCCUCGCCUCAGCUCUGAGGCAGACACCAAGGAGCCGAGGCUCGCUCGGGUGCCACCAAUUCCAUCCCGGAGACUGUUUAGUAUUCCGGACAGCAGUCCUGACAACUCCAACAGUUGGCUAAGCCGUAGCUCCUCUUACACUCGGCGGCUUCAUAGUCAAACAGGAAAUGAUCUCAGUAGCUCCACCCCUUAUUUGCUUCACAGCUCAUCGUAUGGAAAGAGACUGGAUGACCCCACCUUGACCUCAUCUAGCAUAGGAACAAGUUCUGCGGGACUUAGCCGUUUAAAUAACAUCCUGGCACAGAGACAUCCUCAGGACCAGACAGAAAAGAAGGAUCAGUCUGCCGUCACCGUGUCCAACUCUCAGAGCACGACCACAAGUGAACAAGAGACCAAACAGAGGCGCAAGUCUUAUCUGACACCAGUGCGGGAUGAAGAAGCAGAGGCGCAGAGAAAAGCUCGUUCCCGACACGCGAGGCAAUCUCGCCGCUCGACUCAGGGGGUGACCCUAACAGACCUGCAGGAAGCAGAGAAGACGAUGAAUACCAUGAAGACGGACAACAAAGGGAGAGAGAAGAAGGAGGAGGAAGAGAAGGAGAAGGAAGCAAAAGCCAAGAAGGCAGAGGAGGGGGAAGUGAGCUGGAGGUCCCGUAUCGCCAGCCUACAGAAGUCGGACCUGCUGGGACUCACACAGCCCGCUGGCACUCCUCGGCCUCAGGCGUCCGACAGGAGAGAUGUUGAGGUGGAGAGUGAGACCAUGCGAUGGGCCAGAGAGCGCAGGGAGAAGAGGCAAGCUCGGGCCAGGAGGAAGGCACAGAGAACCGGGGAGAGUGAUGACAAUGAUCCCAGUGGAGAGGAAGAGUUCUCAGGCAGUGGACUGGAUCCACAGAUAGACCAGCACUUGAGUUCCAGGUCGGUUGCAUCCUGCAAUGACCGCACCCAGAGAGGAGAAUCCGAGACCAAGGAUUUUAAGAAGUUGUUUGAGGAGGUUUCCAGGGAAAACAGCCAGCUCCAGUCUCAGCUGCAGGACACCCAGCGGGUCAUCAGUCAGACCAGGUUGGACCUGGAAAAGGCUACACAGAGACAGGAGCGUUUCACUGACUGUUCAGCCCUGCUGGAGCUGGAGAGAAAGGACCGGAGGAUGUUGGAGCGGCGAAUGGCAGAGCUGGAGGAGGAGCUAAAGGUUCUGGUGGACCUGAGGGCAGACAACCAGCGUCUCAAAGAUGAAAAUGGAGCACUGAUCCGUGUCAUCAGUAAACUCUCCAAAUAGAUGUGGCGAGGGUGAGAGAGAGAGAGAGAGAGAGCGAGAGACGAGAAGAGCAGGGAACCCCCUCCCCCUUCCCCAUCCCUCCCUCCUUUCACACAUUCCUCCUAGUGCCAAAGAGUGAGAGGGGGGAGAGGAGCAGCAGAACGUUUAUGAGCACCACGAGUUGACUUGGAUUGUGAUGCCUCUCUGUGAACAGCUGGAGUGGCCUUUGUGUGCCUUAAUGCCCGUUUGCCACGGGAAGACGAGGCUCGAAGGCGCUCGGCUUUGGACAGAGGCUCCAACAGCAGCAGCAUGAGAUUUGAAAACAGCCAAGAUACCCACAGCUGGUGGAACACACACAAAAAACCCCACAUCAUCUACUACGACUGUGCAUCAGGGGAACCCAAACAUGCACACACAUUCCUAUGCGUGCAUCACAUACUUCCUCGAUGCACAUUCCACUGAGCGCACAAGGCAGCUUGGGCCUUAAAGCUCCCACUUUGUAUUUGUUGUUUUGUUUUUCUUGUGAUCACACUCAAGUCUCACACUCACAAAUUUACCCCACUCACAGUCCAAAGCGAGUGUGUCGAGCAGUGAGGGUGUUGGAGUAUCGUUUUUAAAAACUCAGCUCUGAUUCAUGUCUCGCUCCUGGCGUUCGGCGUCACGCGGCGAAAACAAGUCCAUGAAGCUCUGUUGGGUUGUUUUAUUUCCACAUGCAAGUGUUUGAACCCACCUACCUCUCCACCUAUGCACUUCCCCACAUACUUUUUUAAUGUUUGUGACCACAGACACACUCCAUGCUCUUAGGUCAUGUGACCUCAGCACUUUACUCUCUGCAAAGCAAUAACAGAUCGGCGGGGCUUUGCCCGUCCUCCAGACAAACGAGGUCAGAGCAGCACCUUCUCACUUGGUAAAAGUUACCCAGAGCCGAACGGUUUAAAAGUCAUUGCACAAUUAUAAAAUUAGCUGUUCUGUCAAAGCCUAUUAUGCUCUGAAUGUUUUUUUUUCUUAAUUAUCAUUGAUAAGAUAUUAUUUUUCAUACUUUUUUCAUUGUCAGUUCCUCUUGCAAUGAAGUAUAGAUAUAUAUUACACAUGUAUAAAUGUUAGUCUUGAAUAAUAACCCUAAUGAAGUAAAGUUCCAUGUAGCCUUUUUUCCACAUGUUGGGUUUCUAAUAUAUUAAAUGGAUGUCUGCACCCCAAUAAAAAAAAAAUGUGUGUUUGUA
Molecule: messenger RNA, 4006 nt
Organism: Solea senegalensis (Senegalese sole)
Lineage: Eukaryota; Metazoa; Chordata; Actinopteri; Pleuronectiformes; Soleidae
Product: protein phosphatase 1 regulatory subunit 12A
Exons: 25
Coding region: 72-2807 (911 amino acids)
Biological process (GO): signal transduction
Cellular component (GO): cytoplasm; A band; Z disc
Molecular function (GO): phosphatase regulator activity; enzyme inhibitor activity; protein kinase binding
Source: RefSeq, a predicted model, not a curated record